AAGGAUUUAAGGGAGGGGGAAGCACUUAGUGCUAAAAUAACAUAAGACAAAGAGCUGGAAGCCCACAGGAAGAUGAGUCUUGAUACCAGCAUCAUCCAAAUGCAGACACUUGAGCAGUUUCUCAUAAGGUUUUAUUUUUGACCUAGAGCCAGAUUUAUACCAGCGAAUCUGUAGCAGCUCUUCAUAGCACUGGAGACCAUUUCUGGAUCCUUUGCAGUCAUCAGUGUGCUCAGGAAAGAGAAAAUACCUGAAAUAUGUCUUUCUGCUGAUGUGCAUCUACCUGCCGGCCUCGCUGCUGAGCCUCCUGGGCAGUGGAUCCGUCCUUGCUGUCGCCUCCUGGCGGAGGCGAUGCUGCCACAUCCAGCUUCGUCCCCUUUGCCUCCUCGCCCUGGCAGAUCUCCUGGCAGCUGCCUCAGUGCUGGGCACAGCCACCAUCCAGGCGCUCCCAGCGCCUCUCUUCAUCCCAGCCUAUGCUGCCUGCCCCUAUGGAUGGAUGCUGGCCACGACGUUCUAUGCAAUCUCAUUCCUGAUGGUGGUUGUCUACGCGUUUGAGUCCUACCGCAUGGUGCGUGGCUGGAGAGCCCGGCACGUGGCAGCUCUGCAGGAGGGAAGCGGGUGCCUUGAGCCUGUGUUACAGGAGCUGCCCUAUGUCCUGGCCUGGCUGGUGCCGGCGCUGACGCUCCUAGGGCAGCUCAUUGCCCGUGGUACAUCUCUCACUGACAUCGCACCGAGACACCUCGAGCCCAUCAUGCCACGGAGGGGCAAUGGCUCCCACGAGACCUACAGCCUCUACUGCUCCAGCUGCCUGCUCCUCAUCCACCGUGCCCAGGAUGUCUGCUAUGAGUAUGUCAGCAGGAAGGACGUGGGCCUGGAGGGGAAAAUCAUCUUCUUCUUGUACCUGCUGGUGGUGCUCAGCUGCUGCACGCUCCUGUACCACAGGGUGCAGCGCAGGUGCCGGAGGGACACCAUGGAGCCACUGCUGACUCUGGAGAGAGAUGGCUUUGCGGGCAGGAGCACUCGCAGCAUCAGCAGAGUCUCCCACUACUUCCAGCUGGUUUUUCUGCUUUGCUGGGCUCCAGCCUUCCUCCUCACCCUCCUCUCCUUCACCAGCAUCAAACCUACCUCGGUCUUUGCCCUCUACAUUGCCACAGCCCUGAGCACCUCCCUGCAGGGCUUCCUGCACAGCCUGGUCUAUGGGUGGCUGAGGCACAACUUCUGGCAGGAGGUGGUAGGCAAGAGCCUCUCCCUGCAGCACCCCCGGGGGCUCAGGGCAUUCUAUGAUGAGUCCCUGGUGGCUGUUCCCUAAGGCUUCACCUCAUCCCCAUGCCUUCGCACUGCCUGAAGCCUCAUCAGCAUGUCCACAUCCCUGUCAUGGCUGGGCAGGAGGCCCCUGGCCUUGCCCCUUGGUGCUGAGCGUGGAGCAGGAAGCGCUGGGGAUAUGGGGGCUGCAGGGGCUCUGUCCCAGUGGGAAUCCUGUCUGUAUGCCAUCGCUGUUGGAGGCAGCCCAAUGUCCCAUCACCUCCACUGUGCAGACAGCAAAACCGUGAGCAAUUGCCACAUGGGA
This is a messenger RNA of Pezoporus flaviventris, 1564 nucleotides long. RefSeq lists its product as uncharacterized. Gene Ontology annotation, cellular component: plasma membrane. The transcript has 12 exons. Gene Ontology annotation, biological process: adenylate cyclase-activating G protein-coupled receptor signaling pathway. Lineage: Eukaryota; Metazoa; Chordata; Aves; Psittaciformes; Psittacidae. The coding region runs from base 269 to 1306 and encodes 345 amino acids. The record is from RefSeq and is a predicted model, not a curated record. Gene Ontology annotation, molecular function: G protein-coupled receptor activity.